UCCUCUCGACUGUCAAUUGAAUGUCUAUAUUGGACGACGUGGACUACAACUUAGAUUGACACAAGAAUAUACUGAGUUUUUCUGACCUAAAUAAUGGUUUGCUGUUACUCUUAAACAAGCUCUAACAAAAUAGUUGCUAAUUUAGGAAUGCCAUGCUCCUUUUCAACUACUAGUAACGUGCUAGCCAAGUUACUUCUUGAAAUAGCUGUAGUUAGCAAUUCAGCCAACACGUUAUGAUUUGGGAACACUAGCUAGCAAAACGUAGCUAACGUUUGCUAGCUAACGAGUUAGAGGACAGCACAAGCUAGUUGCUCACCCUAAAAAUCAGUUUUUAGUUGGUUAAAGAUACUUUUUUCCCGCUUGACACCAAGCAACUGGUUGUUGGUGGCUAACUAGUUAGCGCGUCGUUUUUAUAAAGUAGUUUUACAGCUUCUUAUGCUAGCUGGCUGACCUAGCCAACUAGCUAACGUUAAAGACAUGGGAUUACACCCGUUGGAGUUUAGCGAAUGCUACCUGGACAGUCCCGUUUUCAGGGAGAAAAUAAAGGCACACGAGGCAGAGUUGGACAAAACCAACAGAUUUAUCAAGGAACUCUACAAGGAUGGAAAGAAUCUCAUCAAUGCCACAAAACAGCUUGUGUUGGCCCAGCGCAAGUUUGCACAGUCCCUGGGAGAAUUCCAGUUUGAGUACAUCGGCGAUGCGAAGACUGACGAUGAGAGGUGUAUUGAUGAAUCCUUGCAGGAGUUCUCCAACUUCCUUAAGAACCUGGAAGACCAAAGAGAGCUGAUGAUGAAGAAUAUUACAGAAACGCUAAUGAAACCGCUGGAGAAGUUCAGAAAAGAGCAACUGGGCUCGGCGAAGGCGGAAAGGAAGAAGUAUGAGAAGGAAACUGAGAAGUACUACAGCUCCUUGGAAAAGCUUUUGAACAUGUCAGCAAAGAAGAAGGAACCGCAGCUACAGGAGGCGGACAGCCAGGUGGAGACCAUUAGACAGCACUUCCAGGAGGAGUCUCUGGACUACGUGUGUAAACUGCAGGAGAUCCAGGAGAGGAAGAAGUUUGACUGUGUGGAGCCAAUGCUGGCUUUCUUUCAGACAGUGUUCACCUUCUACCACCAGGGAUUUGAGCUGGCCAAUGACUUUAACCACUACAAGAAAGCCUUACAGAUCAAUAUACAAAAUACACGGAGUCGGUUUGAGGGCACGCGGGUGGAGGUGUUUGAGCUGAUGAAGAGGAUAAGGGAGGUUCCCCAGGAGUAUAGACAGACCAGCCCCAUCAGCAGCGAAGGAUAUCUCUACGUCCAGGAGAAACGGCCCCCUCCUUUUGGUUCCAGUUGGGUGAAGCGUUACUGCACGUUCGUGAAGGAACAGAAAAUCCUACACAUGGUCACCUUUGACCACAGGUCAGGAGGAAAGAUGGGCGAGACGGAGUCGGUCACCCUCAAGUCCUGUGUCCGCAAAACCACAGACAUGCUGGACAGGCGGUUCUGUCUCGAUAUAGAAAUCACAGACCGACCGGGAACGGUCCUCACGGUCCAGUCGCUGUCGGAAGAUGACCACAAGUUCUGGAUUCACGCCAUGGGUGGGAAAGAACCAGCUGGGCAGUACUUGGGUAAAACCUAUUCAAAAGAACGUGGAAUCGACGCACAGCUAGAUGACGUAGGAUUGUCGUUUGUGAAGAAUGCCAUCAACGCCAUUGAGACGCGAGGUAUCAAUGACCAGGGCCUGUACAGAGUGGUGGGGGUCAGCUCCAAAGUCCAGAAGCUCCUUAGCCUAAUGAUCGAUGAGAAGAGUAACGAUGUGGAUCUGUCUACGUGUGAGGACUGGGAUGUGAAAACGAUCACCAGCACACUAAAGCUGUAUUUGAGGAGUCUUCCUGAGCCACUGAUGACCUAUGGACUCUACAAAGACUUUAUCGCCCCUGCAAAGGGUGGUAGUCCAGAGUCUCGUAGCCAAGCCAUCCACUGCCUGGUCCACAAGCUGCCUGAGAUGAACUGCCUGGUCCUGGGGCUGCUGAUGAAACACCUGGCUACUGUGGCGGCCCACAGUAAGUUGAACCUGAUGACGGUGGCCAACCUGGGUGUGGUGUUUGGUCCCACCCUGAUGAGACCCCAGGAGGAUACUGUGGCUGCCAUCAUGGACCUCAAGUUCCAGAACAUUGUGGUGGAGAUCCUCAUCGAGCAACACGAUAAGAUCUUUGGAGAUGUCCCAGGUGCGUCUUCCCCAGGGCUCUCCGCCCCCACCAGGCAGUCCAAGAAACUGUCUGUUCGACAGAACCGACCCCUUGCCGUCUAUAACCCAAAGACAGUGGACCUGCAGACAGUGUCACCUGAUGUCGGUUCCAACUCGGAUGAGGCGUCGCUAGGCAGCAACGAGUCGAUGUCGUCCCAGUCGACUGCCUCGGGGACGCCUCCGGAGAAGGCCAACCAUGCUCCCCUUCUCGCCAGCCUCAGCACAGGAGACAGCCCAGGUGUCACCGGUGGAGGCGGCAAGAGAGCCAUGGCAGUGUACCCGUGCGAGGCCGAGCACGAAUCUGAGUUAUCCUUCCAGGUCGGAGCAAUAUUCAGCGCCGUGGCACUUUCCAGGGAACCUGGCUGGCUGGAAGGAGAGCUGGAGGGGAAGAAAGGCCUCAUCCCUGAAAACUAUGUGGAGAUGCUGUAGUCCAGAACCUUAGACCUUAGCCUGUACACUCUGUGGAAGACGAGCCUUGUCCCAGAGCUGUUUGUGCUGUAUACUUUUAUAUGGUCAUAGUCAUUACCAAACAUACCAAACCGUGGAAGUUUGCUAUACAGCAAAACAUUGUUGGGAAGACCGCACAAACAGAUUUUGGACCAGGCUAGUGGAAGAGGGGUCUCGUCAUCCCUGACAAUCUACGUCUAGAUGCUGUAUGCCAAACCCAAGGGUCGCCUGGCCUGCCAUCUAUCGCUGUAUCUCGCCCAACUGUCACCUUAUACAUGGUAUCCAUGAAGUCGAUGUUGACACUCCCAUUCUCAAAUUCAUACUUUUUCUUAUGCCUUCAACUCUCACGUUCCCUGCCCGGCGACUACUAUGCGUUCAACUUUAAUGCAGAAUAAUAAUAAAUACCCCCCAGCAAUGAUGUACAAUCAUUAUCUUGGAUAUAGGAAAGAAAGUAACAUUUUAAGGUGCCUUACAACACCAAGACAUAGUUGACAUGUAUUUACUGAACGGGUAUGUUUGGAAAAUGCUAAAGAGUUGUGUUCCGUGAAGAAUGUCUGGAAUACUCUUCAAGAGGUGCUUUGGUAUAUUAUGAUUUAUUUAAUUGGCACAUUGCUAGCAUUUAUUUUUUUUACCACAAUUAGCUUUUAUCUUUUUAAAAAGUAUGGUAUCCACUGUUGUGACUGAUUGUACAAUUACAUGCCAUAGAGGCAGUCGUAUUGGAAUGGUUCUCCUUUGAUCAAACCAUAGAAAUAUAAUUACUAGAACGGUUCUUGUAUGUCUAGGGUACAGACACUUCCUCUGCAUACUUGUUGACCUAGACAUUCAAUGAUGUCCGAACUUAGACUAGUUAUCGGGUCGUUUCCACUUCAAAAAGCACAAGGAGGAGUUCGACACCCACCAUCUCAGAUUGUGCUGAAAUCGUUUCUGUAGUUACAAACAGAUUAGCGUUCCUGAAAUAUUUUGUUGAAAUAUAUAAUUUGAUCUAAGAAUUUAAGAUAAUUGAUUGCACCCAAAUUGGCCAUUUAAAAAUAAUAGGAUUUAAAUCAUCUUCCUUAAAUAUAGUAACAUAAUUUGACCAUAAUUCUUCCUACCAAUGAGUAAGACAUGAGGAAUCCAAUAGCUACCCACAUACCCCUCACACUCCUCCCCAAUUGCACCCCAACAACCAGUAUCAGUUCUGUCUAGCAAGUAGUAUGGAGCUGCGGCCUUGGAGUAUUGCAACUUCAUCCUAUGUAAUGUGUUUCCUUUGAAUCUGGUGCCCCCCCCCCCCGUUCAGAGAUAUUAAACAUUUGAAGUCGCUGGCAUUACCAUAAAUUAGUUUGAGUACCAGGUUUUGCCUACUAUAUGCCGCUCUUCCUGCUACUGCCACACCCUUUUAUCCAUGUUGCUGGUCUCUUGUGUUUAUUAAUUAACAUGUAUGGCAAUUUUGUGACCCAAUUUACUUUUGCAACUUUGGGUAGAAAAACCAAUAGCUUUUGCUCAAGAUGAAACUAAAUUGUGGCCAUCCUCAUUCAAACCAGUCCUCCAUGAAAGCAAUUCAGGUUCUUCUCUUAGGCUUAAUCUGUGUCCAGGAAACAGCCCCUCUGUGUGGUUUAUUCCCUUUAAAAAAGGUUUGGAUUAGUUUGACCAUUCCUGGUGAAUAAACAUACCAUUAGGCUACAGCAGUUCUAAUGGUUUCAAUGUUAUGCUCUUCAAUGGGAAAAGUCCCAAACACUUACUAAAGUAUUUUGCAAAGGUGUUGGGUUUAAUGGUACAAGUUGCUAAUCACACAACAUAUAUGUUUUCAAACAAUUGUAUUAAGAAACCACUGCCAUGCAAUAGUUUAUAAUUUUGUUCGGGUUUUUGUCACAUUUUAGUCACUAACCCAUUUCAAAGUUUUGGGCUUGUAGGAAAAGUUUUCAUGAGAAUUGCACCAUAGGUGUUGCCCACUCAGAGCUGUCAUUUGUUGGGUUUAAUCAUUAGGCUGCUAAGACAAAGAAACUGAAUUGCUUUCAUGGACUGUCUUGACUUGUGAGGAUGACCACACAAUUUGUUUUCAUUAUGAGCAAAAGCUAUUGAUUUUCUACCCAAAGUUGCAAAGAAAAUGUUGUGAUUCGUUUAAUAAACAUGAGACCAGCAACAUUUACAAAGCGGUGUGUCAGUAGUAGGAACAGCAACAUCAAGUUGACAACCUGGUACUUUCAGACUAAUAUUUGGUAAAUAAUACAAGUGAUUUCAAAUGGCAAAUUUCUCUGAACGGG
Molecule: messenger RNA, 4916 nt
Organism: Salvelinus namaycush (lake trout)
Lineage: Eukaryota; Metazoa; Chordata; Actinopteri; Salmoniformes; Salmonidae
Product: rho GTPase-activating protein 10-like
Exons: 22
Coding region: 478-2658 (726 amino acids)
Biological process (GO): signal transduction
Cellular component (GO): cytoplasm
Molecular function (GO): GTPase activator activity; protein binding
Source: RefSeq, a predicted model, not a curated record